AUGCUGGUCGUAUGUCGAUAUCAUCGUGCGUGUGUAAUUCUCUAUGCGACUAUUUACAAACAGCGUGAAAAGGAUUUGCCUGUUUUUAUUUACAUCCAGCAAAUGGCCUGUCAAUAGGACGUAUGUAAGCGGAAAGUACCAGUGGAGGACCAUAACCCUCGAUGGAAACAUUAUUCUUAUACUUUCUUAUUAAACUUGACGAAAGCUUUUAACCAAGGAGAAAGGAGGUUGAUUUAUUAUUUUUUCUCCCACAAUAUCCGGGUAGACAAUCGAUACGAGAGAACUUGCUUUCUUCUGCCUGUACCUCAGCCUCGGGCGACUCAUCGCUUCCAAGUACUUUCCAAUAUCAUCUUGCGGCAGAAGGACGGUAGCUUUAUCAUGAAAUACGGUACGGUUUAACAGAAAACUUAAAUUACAUGGUGCAAGUUCCAUUAUUCAACGUUCCAAUGAGAGGAGAAAGGCAUGAAAACACAAGCAGCGCCAGAAAAAAAUGGCAUUAUGGAGAAUAGCGAAUAUAUCUUAACUGAUCCAGAGUACGGUAAACUGUAUGAUCAAGCAACGAAUCUUUGUUGGGUGAGAGAAGAGAGAAUAAAUAUUUCAAACAUCAAUCUAUGAUUAUGUUCUAUGAACAGUAAUACAGUUUUCUUUUUCCACUCUCUACAAUCAAUGAAGUAAACCCAUUGACUGUAUGCGUCUCUCGGACUAGUAUGAAGUAUGAGUCUCUCGGACUAGUGUGUGUGGUUUAUACCCCGAGUCUGGAAAUGUAUCUUAUCAAUAGGAAAUAUUUCUACUCAAAUUAUUUAUUGUGUGCAUUUCCGACAUCACAACAAGAGAUUUAUCACUGCGAAUCAUCUUAAGCAAGCGAAACCAAAUACAAUCGAAUGAACUACAUGACUGUGUCCGUGUGUUGGAAGGGAAGAAGAUUAUUGCAGGGCAAUUAUAGUUGUUGGCAUCUGAUCGCCUUCAUCCUUUGAUUAAACUAAUUUCACUACGUUGUUUCAAGGUGACGUACUAUCUACCAAUGCCAUUUUCAAAGGGAAGUAUCAUAUUUCCGAUACUUGAAGACCGAUUAAACAAUUAGCAACCAAUAACCAUAUUUGCAAAUAACUCGACUGCCUUUCAAGAGAUGAUGCAACCAAGGGGAGUGUAGACUUCAAUAUCUGCCAAGCUGUCUUUUAUUAUUGCUUGUGGUGGGAGAAUACCCCUAUAUAUAUGCGAUGCACGGAAGGAUCCACGUCGAGAUAGACCCUUAGAAGAGACAUGCCCUGAAGCUUUUGGAAUGUUUUUGCGGAGGUUGUUAAGGGAGGAAUUUGACAAUUGAAGCAGUCGUCACAAGAAUAUCAUGACUAAUGCAUGUCUCGAGGGACAACACAUUAGCGUGAGCAAUACAUGUUAUUGUUAAAAAUUGAUGAGUCCACCAGGAAAUUAUUUUCGACGAGGUUUCAGCGUUCACCUUUUCUGAUGAAUAUAGAUAGAAUUAUGUAAAUGGAGCGCUGUAAAUGUGUGGGAAUAAAUCGCACAAAUGCCUUCAGUUGAGAGGAGCGGUGCUAUGGCGCAACGCAAACUUAGCGAAAGCACUGGAGGAUCAGGUGGAGCGGACUCGGGGACACCAGUGUCACCCUUUCCAGGAUCACAAAGGUAUACACCUAUUGGUGUCUUGAAGGAAGGGAAUUACGGAAAAAUUGAGUUGAUAGUAGAUAAACGAUCAGGAGUGAGGUACGCUUUGAAGCAAAUCAAGAAGGACACUGUUAAAUUUAAGGAAUUUCAUCGAGAAAUAGUACUUAGCUGUGAAUUGUCGGUACACGCGGCUGUUGUCGCUACACUUCCUGAUACAUUUGAGUCUAACGAUGCCUAUAUGAUGCUCCAAGAGUAUGCUCCAUAUGGGGACCUCCUGGAAGCGAUUCCUCCGCAAAGAGGAUUGGACGAAAUACGUGUAAAAUCUUGUCUUGCCCAAGUAGCAGCUGCCCUAUCUUUCUUGCAUUCCAAACGUCUUGUUCAUGGCGAUGUCAAACCUGAGAAUGUUCUCCUAUUCGACAAAGACCUUACAGUAGCUAAGCUUUCAGAUUUCAGUCGUACCCGGCGGAGGGGAUCGUUGGUUCGAAAAAAUGCUCGUUCGAUCCCGUAUUCACCACCCGAAGUCGCUCAGGCCCUGGAGAACGAGAGUUUCGCGUUAGAACCCAGCCAGGAUUCUUGGCACUUUGGCGUAAUGUUGUUCUGUGUCCUUACGGGUAUGUUUCCGUGGGAGAUUUCAGAUCCGUCUCGUAGCUCCUGCUUUGAAGAGUUCACUCGAUGGCAAAAACGUAAGGUCACCGUGGCACCUCCAGCGUGGCGUAAUUUUACACCUAAGCUUCUAAAGCUCUGCCGAAAGCUAUUGGAACCUAAAGCUGAGAGAAGAGGUUCAGUUUCGCAAAUUCAUAAAUAUAUCGGUGAUUCCUGGCUAAAACAGCCUACGUCUUCAUCGCCCCCUAAUCGAGCAGAGACGGGUGCAGCAGCAUCGAAGAGAACACCUCUAGGUCAGAACAUCACGUCCAAUGCAAAAGAAGACAAAGAGGGCAACGGUAGCAACGACAGCAAUAACAACAAGACGUGUAUGGAUGAACUACGAGACAAACUUGAGGCCCAUGGCGUAGUUACCAGGACAAACAAAGAUCUAAGAAGGCAGAGGACAGCAGACUGGGUACGGGAUACAUGUGUGAAUCCUAUACGUGAUCCUUCAUGAAGCCAAAUAAUUGAAACAUUUACACCAAAGCGAUCAAAAUAAGACAAAAUCACUUUCGUAGAACUCUUACAGUGCAAUCCAGUUCGGGUAUUUUAAAACUUUAUUUAACUAUGUUUAGGUUCGCAUAGUUACGAAGCAUUUCAAACGGUGUUAGGCAGUUAAAGUUGGGCUAGAUUGAAUUUCAAAAAUUCGUUGAGGCCUAAUAAUAAUGGUUUCGCCGCCAUUUUAAUCCCUCACGAAAAGGUGAUCCACGUGUGAACAAAUUAAAGUUAUUAAAGUUGAAAUAAGUUUCAGUUUCAGAUCAGUCAAAAUCAUGUGUGUGUAGUCCUAUAUGUCUUUAUGCUAAAUAUUUUUUGACCAUACAACAGCUAUUCCACUGUUUCGUGUAUGUUUCAAGACUAACAAAAACUUAGCCACCUAGACUGAAUAGCAUGUAGAUGAUAUCGCCUGUCAGGAAAUAUACCAAACGUUUUACGGAGAUUUUGUUUUCGUUAAUAAUUAGGUAGCUCUGUUGUUGGUCACUUCCAACUUUCUCAUUCCUUUACAUAGGGCCCCAAUGACAUGUAGUAAACAACUAUAUUUGAUUUGUAAAUUAAUUUUAGUUCCAUUGGUGUAAGUCAUACGUGGUAUUUUGAUGAACUCACAAGUGUAAUCGGCAUGAAUGAUAUACCAUGGUGAAUUGUCAUUUCACAUCCUCUCAGUUUUAUUGAGCAGGAAUUAAUGGGGAGGGUCGUAAUGAUGCAAUAUAUGGUAAAAGGUUUACUGGCAGAGAAUUAAUUGCUAAUUAUUGGGGGAAGUUAUGUCCCUGGCGCCCUCUUAAUAUACAAUGUGAAUCAUCAUCACCACCAACAUCACUGUCAUCAUCGUCGUCUUUGUCGUUAUCAUUAUCAUUUACAUCUACAUGAUUACAAACUAUUCAAGAACUGUGAGAGAUUCCAUAAAUAUAUUAUAUUAGAUAACAUAUAAAAAUACACCCCUACGAUCAAUGUGAUUUCAUUGCUGCGUAUAUUGUAGUGUUAACUAUUAAACCAUCAUUCAACUUGAGAUUAAGCCACAACUAAAUUUUGUAUCGCAAGGUGCAAGUACAGAUGAGCUACGAUGUAUGAAUGAAAUCGAAAAGAAAAGCCAUGAAAAAGAUGAGUUGAUCUCAAAUUCAUAUAAACAGGGCGCCAAGUGAUCGCCAUCAUAUUUUCCUCCCUCAAAAUCCUUGCGGAAAUUAGAGAUGAACACGUAGUCGAAAAUUAGCGACCAUAUUUCAUGUUUUUCCGUGCUCUUUUCGUUUUUUGAUUAACGUCCAAGCUGCUCGUCGGCCUACAGCUAUAUAAACAACUCAAAAGAUAUGUCUUCCUUCUCCGCUAAUCCAUCCGACUUGCCAUUUUCCUUUGGAGGCAAUGCAGUAUAUAUGUAGGCUUUGUUAGUUUGAUGUUAGUCAUGACAAUGUGACUUUCGAGCGCAGUUAUAGGAUCUCUUUCACACUUACAGUCCGAUGCCUGAUCAGUGAUAGCCAAUAAAAAAAAUGACACAAACGGGAAUUCCUGAAAGUUUGUCCGAUCCUAUAAAAAGGAACGAAGUGCAGUUAGUGUGACUGUGUGACCGAGGUUACAUUAUACAGGAAUUGUACUAUUUGUGUAUGGAUUAUACUUCAGGGUGCCAUUUGCUUUUACUUGAAGAAUAAAUUUGGCAAUACUUUUUUUCGGUUAGAUUAGCAAUAUUUUUUCGGUUAGAAAAAGAGAAAGAGACAGAGAUGUUUUUCAAAACCUUCAUACAGUACAACCAAUGAACGAUACUUGUUUGAUAUUUCCAUAGAGUAAUACUUAAAGUUAUGUUUGUAUAGCUGUCAAUCACCUUAUAAUGUCUUUGAGUACCGAGGUAGAACAAUAUUGCAUUGAUUACCGAGGUAGGAUAGUGUUGACUCAUCUCAUGUUGGUAUUGUUUAUACAUCAUGACAGUAGUCAUUAUCGGCGAUGGAUGGAUAUAUUCAAGAAUACACUAUAGGUAUACAUAUUUCGAAAUUACCACGAUUACGGUUUCGGACGACUACCACGAUUACGAACGUUAUGUAAUGUGAUUUUUUUUGAAAGCCUUUCAGGGAAAUGUGAUAUGUAUGUGAGUAUUGUGAGAGCAUGACUGCUUACAAUGCGUCCAUGCAGUGCGUCCUAUGAAUGAAACUUUGAUUCUUGGUUAUUUUUUUCAACAUAACCUUAACACGAUUCGUGAAUUCUCAUGUAAUGUCGAUCAUUAUAACUGACUGUAAGUCUUAUUGUACAUGUCAUGCCAUAGACUUACAUGUUCUUUGAUUGUAUCUUGUGUUAAAUGACACACCGAUCAAAAUAGUAUUUCGUUAUUUCAAAAUGACAUCGUUAUCGUUAGAUUGGAUGUGACAUUCAUAUCUUUUAUUGUGUGUUAUAUUGAAUCAACAAUAAUCGUAAUAUGUACAUAGAAUUGGAAACAAUUGCCGUAAACAACAUGAGCAAUCAAACAGAAAAAGGAAAGUGGAGGUAUAAUAAAAAUAUAAAGACAUGAGCGACUAUAUAUUAGAAACAUUUAUGACUCAAAGUAACGCAUUGACUAAAACAUGACUUGGUAAUCCUGCACAGCUGUUAUUCAACAAAGCACUGUAUACACUUCAAAAACAUCGAGUAAAUAUUUACCCGAUAUUGGGUAGAAAGGGAACAUGCAUGUUUGCUGGGUAUUUUCCUCCCAAUAUCGAGUAAAAUGCAUGUAAUUUCCACGCAUCAUUGCGUAAAAUUUACAAAAUAUUUGGUAUCUCUUUACCCAACAAUUAUACAUGUUCCCAUUUUACCCAAUAUUGGGUAAUUCUUUUUUAUAGUGUAAGGUGCAUGUACAGGGUAUGACAUUUAUCUUAUUUGAUUUCCCUUUGUUUAGGAAAUCUAGCUUGUAUUUAUUACUUCACAUCAAACUGUUCUCUGCCCAUCUGUAAUGACACAUACCAUUAUUAAAUGAUGAAACCCAGCGUCAUUGCACUAUAUUUAAACAAAGCUUGAUAUACCUACUUAACAAGCAAAUAUAUUUAUGUGAAUCCAUACAUCUUAGUCUAUUAAAGUAACCUACAAGUUGUGCAAUAUUGUCAUUGUCUUCCGAAGUGGAAUAAAAACAAAACUUGAAAUGGUAGAUAUGAUUGCGUUUCAUAUUCUUGCAUAGUAUUGAAUUGUAAAUGUUGAAUAAUGUUUGAAGAGAAAAUAAUAUUUCAAUGUUCAAUGCUUUGGUUGAUGUUAUUAAUUCUGAAUGAAAAGAUAGAUGUAUAUAUAUUUGAUGCAAAAA
Messenger RNA from Lytechinus pictus (painted urchin), 6001 nucleotides. Its product is annotated as serine/threonine-protein kinase SBK1-like. Gene Ontology annotation, molecular function: ATP binding; protein serine/threonine kinase activity. Gene Ontology annotation, biological process: peptidyl-serine phosphorylation; peptidyl-threonine phosphorylation. The record is from RefSeq and is a predicted model, not a curated record. The coding region runs from base 1523 to 2719 and encodes 398 amino acids. NCBI's taxonomy places the organism in Eukaryota, Metazoa, Echinodermata, Echinoidea, Temnopleuroida, Toxopneustidae. The transcript has a single exon.